ACUCUACUCUUCAACAUUGAAAAUUGUUUUAGUUUUUUUUAUUGAUGGACGCUGUCGUUGUUUAGUGUUGGUUUUCAGAAGAGUCGAAGUUAAAAUGCUGGAGUUUGUGGAGGUUAGAUUUUAAACAAUAAAGUAACCUAUCUUUGCAAACGGCGAAACAUUAAUUUAAUCUCCAAGAAUAUUAAGCCAUCAUGGGUGAUACUAGUUCACCUAAACAGACUAGGUGCAUCAUUUGUAGAAACUCAUCAAAUCAAAACCAAUCAUAUAACAUAUUUAGUACAACCCUGGAUCGAGGAAAAAUUUUGCUUUCAGACUUUGUCAAGAAUGUUUUAAGUUGUUCAGUAUUGAUAGUAGUGUCACCUGAAUUUUUCCUUUGUAAAAGGUGUUUUUUGCUGUGUACAGAGUUAGAUUUAACACUCGCUCGUUGUAAUGAACUACAGGAAACUAUACAAACGUUGUUUAAAAAUGCAAAAGAAGAAGAUGAUGAACAAGUGGACAGUUCACAAGAGCAAGUCAAUGUCAAAACCGAACAAGUUGAACAGGAAGAAAUUUGUGAUGAAGUUCAAGAGGACCAAAUGGAAUAUGGUACAGAGAUACAAUGUGUAAAUGGAGAAACAAUUGAAGACAUAGAGACAUUUUUGGCAUCCGAUAUAGUGGAAAGUGAUGUUACUGUCGUUACAACUAACCCCGUACCCGUAAUGGAUGACAAUAUUGCAGAAGUUGAGACCGAUGCAGAUGAAAAUAACUCUGCCAAAGAAAACUCUACGGAAGAUAUCAACAUACCUAGAGACUCUGGUGAAAGUAAUAACAAAUUUACAUGUAGACCAUGUAAAAUGUCUUUUGAGAAUUUGGAACUUUUAAAAGUUCAUAAGAAUACAAAUCUUUGUAUAGCCACAACAAAAACCGCAGGAAUAAAAUCUACAUAUGAAUUCAAAAACUAUUCCGUUAAACUGAAGAAAAGGAAAAAAGUUUAUUUUUGUAAUCACUGCUCUUAUGAAACCCCAUCAUCAACUGCAAUACAGAAGCACUUGAUCACUCACAAAACCGACCCUUUAUUUAUGUGCGAUGUUUGCGGUAAAAGGUUUAAAUAUAUGAAAACUUUUAACAAUCACCUACAAAUUCACGAUGAAAGUAGACCUUUUGCUUGCUCACUUUGCCCAUACAGGGCAGUAAGUGAACUGAAACUAAAAAUUCACGAAAGGUUGCAUGAUGAUCAAAAAAAAUAUUUUUGUACGAAAUGUAAUUAUAAGACAUUGAAAAAAAUGUCUUUUCUUAUACAUUCUCGAACACAUACUGGAGAAAGGCCUUAUAGUUGCCCUGACUGUCCUUAUAAAGCAAAAGACUCCAGUACUCUGAUUCGUCACCGAAGAAUUCAUGGAGGUCUGAAGAGGUACCAUUGUCCGUACUGUGACUACAAGUCGGUUCAGAAGAACUCUCUCAAUCUUCACAUGAUGACUCAUACCGGUGAGAAGCCACACGCGUGCCAGCACUGCGAUUACCGGUCUGUCACCAGGCACAAUCUCAUGUCGCACAUCGCGGCCAGACACUGUGACGAUAAGCCGUAUACCUGCGACCUGUGUCCUUACAGCACCAAGAUGAAACGGCUGCUCACUUACCACAUGAGGAAACAUUCAGGAGAGAAGCCGUACGCCUGUCAACUGUGUGACUUCAGGGUAAGGUACAGAGGAGGACUGAGCUAUCACAUGAGGACCAAACAUCCUUCUGGUGAUCAGGCCCUUCCCCACCGUGUCCUGAGCAAGUGUGAGGUGACCAGGCUGCAUUUCCAGGGUGAAGAUGUUCAAUUUUCGGAUGAUGGGGAAUCGGACAUAGAGAUUGAGAUUGAAAUUUCGUAACUUAAUAAUUAAGUCUACAUCAGAUCAUAUUAUUGUUUUUAAAAGUUUGUAAAUAUAUUAUGUACACUUUA
This is a messenger RNA of Homalodisca vitripennis (glassy-winged sharpshooter), 1924 nucleotides long. RefSeq names its product gastrula zinc finger protein XlCGF57.1-like. The record is from RefSeq and is a predicted model, not a curated record. Bases 192 to 1853 code for a protein of 553 amino acids. Gene Ontology annotation, molecular function: RNA polymerase II transcription regulatory region sequence-specific DNA binding; DNA-binding transcription factor activity, RNA polymerase II-specific. Gene Ontology annotation, cellular component: nucleus. The transcript is spliced from 6 exons. Gene Ontology annotation, biological process: regulation of transcription by RNA polymerase II. Lineage: Eukaryota; Metazoa; Arthropoda; Insecta; Hemiptera; Cicadellidae.